Molecule: messenger RNA, 2231 nt
Organism: Oryzias melastigma (Indian medaka)
Lineage: Eukaryota; Metazoa; Chordata; Actinopteri; Beloniformes; Adrianichthyidae
Product: guanylyl cyclase-activating protein 2
Exons: 4
Coding region: 960-1544 (194 amino acids)
Biological process (GO): visual perception
Cellular component (GO): photoreceptor inner segment; cone photoreceptor outer segment
Molecular function (GO): calcium sensitive guanylate cyclase activator activity; calcium ion binding
Source: RefSeq, a predicted model, not a curated record
AAGUUUACUUUCAAAUGUAAGUAAUGACUUUAUGUUGUAGCGUGACCUUUUUAAAGUUAUAAAACCGGUGUUAUUAUGGAUAUUUGAGGGCACGAAGCACCGCGCUAAAGCUAGCUGACCGCUGAUAUUGAUGAUGUCAUCGAACGAGAGUCACGUCCGAAAUAUUAGACACUAUUUUUUCAUCACCCUCCAUGAUACAAGCAAGAUGAAGGGAGAAGGGGAGAAUUUGAAUCUGACCAUAGUCUCAUAUAGCAAUAAUAAUUUAGGUGUUGUUAAAGCAAAAACAUAUUUUAGACAUGAUGAUUUGAAGUAGAUAAAUUAUUCAACUUAGUUCAAAAUAUCUAAGCAGAAGUUUGUUACAGCCUGAAGGCUGUAUUUAUGAUUUUUUUUUUCUCCCUUAAAUCAAACAAAGUCUUAAAGUACAUUGAAAAGUUUCAGACUUCACAAAGGGAAUUUACAUUUUCUGAAAAGUUAUGUUACUUAUAUGAACAAAGUAAAUGUUUUAUUGAAUUUUGCAUGAAAGUAAGUAAAGAAAAAUAAUUUCAAUUCAGAAGUUGUAAUUCUCAUUAGCACUUUUUUUUGCAGUGAAACAAGUGACAUUUCUGCAUGUUUAAAUAUGUUCUACAACUGUAAUCCUUUCUUGAGUCCAUUUCAUUAAUAGUUUAGUAAAUAUGAAACGGUGUCAAUGUAUUGACUCUAAGAAGUAGGCUGAAGCACUUAUCUGAAUGCACCGUCAUUUAGUUUAGUCUAGCCUUGACCUGCACCUCCCCCCUUAGAAGAAACCCCCCCAGCAUGAUAGCACAGUAAUCCAAGUGCUCACUUUACUCAAAGGGGAGGAUGCCAAAGGAGAUUCUGAAGGAUUACUAAAGAAACCCUUAAGACCAAGACAUGCCCACUUCAAGUGGGACAAUCCAUGGUGGAGUUUACCAGCAAACAGACUAUGGGCUUGUGGCUCAGUUAUGGGGCAGACACAGCAAACAGAAUGCAAGGAGGAGAUUGAUGUCAAAGCCCUUCAGGAUAUGUACAGAAAGUUUGUCAUGGAGUGUCCAAGUGGAGUACUUUUUCUGCACGAGUUCAAGCGCUUUUUUGGCGUGGACCCAACAGGAGAAGCAUCCGACUACGCAGAGAGCAUGUUCCGUGCUUUUGACAAAAACGGGGACAAUACAAUUGAUUUCCUAGAGUUUGUUGCAGCUUUGAAUCUAGUUUUCCGUGGGGACUUGGAGCAUAAGCUACGCUGGUCGUUCAAGGUGUACGACAAAGACGGCAAUGGUUUUGUGGACAGGUCUGAGCUACGGUCAAUAAUUGAUAGCAUUUACCGGAUAAAGAAAUGUUCAAAAUCCGAUCUGACGGACACACAGAUUUCAGUCGAUGCUGCUGUGGAUCGAAUCCUAGAAGCUGUCGACACUGAUAAUGAUGGUUGCGUCAGCAUGGAGGAGUUCAUAAAAGGCGCCCAGGCUGACCCCUGGGUGCUAAAAAUGUUGAGCCUUGACAUGAACCCUGCAGGAUGGGUGCUGGAAAACAGGAGAAAGAGUGCACAUUUCUGAAGAGGCGAAGCAGUUUGUUUGAAGUCCACAAGAAUCUUGACGAAAACCUGAAAACUGUUCAAGAAUAUCCAACGAGGAUUUAAAUCAUGUUUUUCUUUUUUUUUUUACAACGUCUGAUUGUAAAAUUCUACAAAUAUUCUAUUUGUCUCUAGCAAUUAUCUCAAGUUAAUCACUAUCAUGAGAAAAUGUAUAUUUGCAUUGUGAAAACACAAUUACUCUAAAUGUCCUCUCUGCAUUAAUGCUUUAGUUAUUUUUAUUUUUGGCUUGAAAUAUAAUGCAACAGCCUUUUUAAUAUAAAGUGUCAAUGUGUAAAAUAUGAAAUUUUAUAAUGCCUUCUUGACAUUCUUAUGUUUUUUACAGUUUCAAGAAUGUAUGUAUUUUGCUUUGUUUUCAUGCAGUGACUCUGAUAUUCAUUAAAGUAUAAUUCUAAUGCUAUCAAUUUAACUCAAUUUCCAUUUAAAAAGUAUACCCUUGUGUGUUGUUUUUGUGCUUGAAAUAUUCUAUAAGUUAGAGUGAAUAAACAUUAAGCAUCGGAGAAAACUCAAGGUUCUCAAGUUUCGAUGGUACCAGCAUGUCUCUGCAUCCCAUAGGAGUUAGAUCAGAUGGCCUUCCUCUACUGCAAUGUUUUUGCUGUGUGCUUUAAGUCAUCUCCCAGUUGGAGUAUUCUGACAAUGGGUUGCAUUUUUU